Molecule: messenger RNA, 2722 nt
Organism: Austrofundulus limnaeus
Lineage: Eukaryota; Metazoa; Chordata; Actinopteri; Cyprinodontiformes; Rivulidae
Gene: dnajc7
Product: DnaJ (Hsp40) homolog, subfamily C, member 7
Exons: 14
Coding region: 29-1510 (493 amino acids)
Molecular function (GO): protein binding
Source: RefSeq, a predicted model, not a curated record
AGCCCCGCCCAUCCUCAUUGACGGUAAAAUGGCGACAGACAACUGUAAUUCUGUGAGCUCGGAGCCUGACAUGGAACUGCUCAGUGACGAGGAAAURGAAAGGGAAGCUGAGGGCUUCAAAGAGCAAGGCAAUGCUUUUUAUAUCAAAAAGGAUUACACAGAGGCGUUCAAUUACUACACCAAGGCUAUUGAUAUGUGUCCAAAGAAUGCGAGUUACUAUGGGAACCGAGCGGCUACAUUAAUGAUGUUGUGCCGGUACCGGGAGGCUUUAGAAGACUCUCAGCAAGCAGUACGACUAGACAACACCUUCAUGAAGGGUCAUCUGCGAGAGGGCAAGUGCCAUCUCUCCCUCGGCAACGCCAUGGCUGCCAGCCGCUGUUUCCAGAAAGUUCUAGAACUGGAGCCGGACAACGGUCAGGCCCAGCAGGAGCUGAAGAACGCAGAAUCCAUCCUGGAGUAUGAGAAGAUGGCAGAGAUUGGGUUUGAGAAGAGGGACUUCAGGAUGGUGGUCUUCUGCAUGGACCGUGCCUUGGAGUGUGCGUCGGCCUGUCACAAGUUUAAGAUACUGAAGGCCGAGUGCUUAGCCCUGCUGGGACGAUACCCAGAGGCUCAGUCUGUUGCCAGCGAUAUACUCCGAAUGGACUCCACCAACGCAGAUGCUCUGUACGUGCGCGGCCUCUGCCUGUACUACGAGGACUGCAUCGAAAAGGCGGUUCAGUUCUUCGUCCAGGCCCUGCGCAUGGCCCCCGACCACGACAAGGCCCGGCUCGCAUGCAGGAACGCUAAAGCACUAAAAGCUAAGAAGGAGGAAGGGAACAAGGCGUUCAAGGAGGGGAAUUUUGAGGCAGCCUAUGUGCUGUACUCUGAGGCACUAACAAUAGACCCCAACAACAUCAAGACUAAUGCCAAGCUGUACUGUAAUAGAGCCACUGUUGGAUCGAAGCUGAAGAAACUAGAACAGGCCAUUGAAGACUGCUCAAAGGCAAUUAAACUGGAUGAGACCUACAUCAAGGCCUAUUUAAGGAGAGCACAAUGCUACAUGGACACAGAGCAGUACGAAGAGGCAGUGAGGGAYUAUGAAAAGGUCUACCAAACAGAAAAGACAAAAGAACACAAGCACCUCCUGAAAACGGCUCAGCUGGAGUUGAAGAAAAGCAARAGGAAAGAUUACUACAAAGUGCUCGGCGUGGAGAAGAACGCCACGGAAGACGAGAUCAAGAAAGCGUACCGCAAACGUGCUCUCUUACAUCACCCAGAUCGUCACAGCGGAGCUAGCCCAGAGGUGCAGAAGGAAGAGGAGAAGAAGUUUAAGGAAGUGGGYGAGGCUUUCAGCGUGCUUUCAGACCCAAAGAAAAAAGCUCGUUACGACAGCGGGCAGGAUCUGGAGGACGACGGCAUGAACAUGGGAGAUUUUGAUGCCAAUAACAUUUUCAAGGCGUUCUUCGGAGGACCAGGAGGGUUUAGCUUUGAAGCUUCUGGACCAGGAAAUUUCUUCUUCCAGUUCGGCUAAUUGGAGGACUCGUCUACAUAAAUCAUUACAUCAUCAGGACUUUGCUACAGUGUCGACCCCCCUCAACCCRCCAUUUGUAUUUAUUGACUGACUGACUGCAAGUCAGGAUCCUGUCUAUGCCAUUGACUGAAUGAAUGCAACCCAAUGACCAGACGCAGCGAAUUAUUUAACGGCCAUCAAAGCAAGGAUAUCAAGAUCCAUUGAUUUUAGCUUUACUGGUUUUUGACUUUGUUUUCUUCCGUCUGCGAUGAAACUGACUUGAAAAUCAGUAACGGCUGGCAGCACCGGUCCAAAUAUUCUCUGGAUUUCUGAUAAAGGAGAAAACGUGCAGCUUUUUUUUUUUUUCAUCAGAGCUUCUUGGGAUYCGUGCAGGAAGUGUCAUCCUCGGGGGAAACUCUCGAGACGAAUGAGCUUUUAACCCGGCUCGUGUCCGCCUCCCGCCGGGGGAGUUUUCUCUGUGUGAAAGUUGGAAACAGGCCRCACCUCCCCUUUAUAAAGAUUCUGUCAGAUUGACAGAGAGCUGCUACAAAUUCGCACUGAAAGCUGCCUCCUCGUCGUAGCCUACGGGAGSGCUUUGGUUUUUUUUUAAACAGAAAAGAGUUGGAGCCUUAGACCUACACACCCAGCACGGUCAAAGCACACUAGAAAGACGACAGUGCUGGCUUUGUCGUCCCCUGAUCGUCCUCACCAGUUUUACGUUUGUUGUUGCCAUUCACAGCUUGCUGCAUUGUACAUUUUACUGGAAUGUAAAGUGUUGAUUUGUGACGUCAGACUUUAUUUUUCUUUUUUUUUUAAUUGCAUAUGUAUAUUUAUUGUAAGUUUGCUGUCUUAUACACAUUUUGACAAAGGAUAAAAAACAACUCAAUGAGCCUUUCUGACAAAAACAAACAAAAAGGUAACUGAGGUUUGCAUGGAACGUGCUAAAGGUGGGCUUUGCUGCUUGUGUUACCGAACUGUAAUUCAAGCCGUCUAGGUUUGCUGAGCACAAGAGAGGGGCAUGAGAGUAGAGGUAAUAUUAUAAAUGCGGUCGGUGUUGGCUGUUGUCUUUGACAGCCAGGCUCUGUGGACUUUGAAACCUGGCAAAUUUCAGUUACUUCCUGGUUGAGAGCUGUCCUCAUCUUURCCCUCAGUUCUGUCCCUCUGGAAACCGUCUCAUUGAAAAGUACCAGCUGUGUCAAUAAAGUUGGCCUUCUCUGGGUUUCCCUAACAGUC